UUAUUAUUAAAGGAACAGAUUUCAGAAAUAUAUAAAAGCGCGUUUUACUCUGUAUGAGAUCAGUUCUACAAAAAUUCUGAAGUAAUAAGGACCGCGAAAAAUUAAUAAAGUCAAAAUGAAUAGCAAAGAAGUCUGCCGGUUAUCAUGGUUUAUAGUCGAUACACAAUAUGAAAAAACGAAACCAAACAAUGAAAACAGAUAUUUUCUGAUACAUUCAGUCGAUCUCUACAAUUCAGAUGUCAGUUCCAUGUAUAUAAAUAGACUUGUUAAGUUUAAGUACAAUGGCAAAUCCAUGGAAGGAACACUUUUACUAGCUUCUGAUGAUUAUUGUUAUAUGCAAACUGAAUUGGAAGCUUUGAAAAAGAAUAUGACUAUAACAGAAUAUAAAAAGGAAUCAAUUAACAAUGUGUGUUAUCUAAUUCAAUACCAAAAGGAAGAUGCUGUCAAACAUAUAAUUGUACAACACAAAGAUUUGUUUUGGAAAUUAGACAAGAAUACAAAGGAAGAUAACAAUAUAUUGCAAUUUAUUACAAACAAUAAAAAAGAGCUGUCUGAUGAUUUGUUAUCCAUUAAUGCCACAACUUCUUUGGAUCUACGAGAAUUUGUUGAACCUUUUGUAACAGACGGCGAAAAAAAGCAACUAGUAAAAUUAAAAGACAAUUGCUUUAACUUGAUAUAUACCGAAAUAGUUUCGAAAAUUGAUCUAUCACGAGAUCCUUGGAUGCUCUUACAAUUUACUAAUGCUACAAGUGCUGUAUAUUAUAAAAUAAUGAAAUACAAUAAAACUGUUCGACAAGCUGAAAACUUAUAUAAAGACGUUGUAGCCUAUAUACAAAUGGAUGGCAUCGUAUAUCAAGGAAUAAUACUACUUAAAUCUUAUAAUUGUGAUAUAAUAAGAAAUGCUCUUCAGAUUCUGAGUGAGUACGCAUUGCCUGCCUCAUUCUCUGUUGACUAUGAUCUUAUAGAAGAGAUGAUCGUCGAAGAAACUGGACAGAGGAAUGAGUUGGAGAGUAAUGAUUUGCCCACUUCAAGCAUUUAUGCUACCAAUAGUGUGAGAAAAAUAAAGCAACCGCAAUAUAAAAUUAAACCGGCAUCUAAAGUUAUGAUGAACUGUAAUGAUUAA
Teleopsis dalmanni is the source of this 1123-nucleotide messenger RNA. RefSeq names its product early boundary activity protein 3 (gene Elba3). The coding region runs from base 116 to 1123 and encodes 335 amino acids. Lineage: Eukaryota; Metazoa; Arthropoda; Insecta; Diptera; Diopsidae. The transcript has 2 exons. The record is from RefSeq and is a predicted model, not a curated record.